Phoenix dactylifera (date palm) is the source of this 2218-nucleotide messenger RNA. Its product is annotated as E3 ubiquitin-protein ligase At1g63170-like. Gene Ontology annotation, molecular function: ubiquitin protein ligase activity. Gene Ontology annotation, biological process: ubiquitin-dependent protein catabolic process; protein ubiquitination. Lineage: Eukaryota; Viridiplantae; Streptophyta; Magnoliopsida; Arecales; Arecaceae. Gene Ontology annotation, cellular component: plant-type vacuole. The record is from RefSeq and is a predicted model, not a curated record.
CCUGCAGCCGAUCCGUCUCCUUCUCCUUGAGCUUUCGCAUCUCUCUCCGCCCUUUCCCUCUCUCGCCAUGGACGGAAAAUGGUAAGAAUUUUCUCUGCCAGGGUUUCUAUAUCAAGGGUUUCGGUCGAGUUUUGUAGGCUUUGGAGCGAUGCUUGGAAGAAAUUAGGGCGAGGGCAAGGUUUGCUCUUCUUCGAUCUCGUCUCUUCGAGCUUGGAGAUGGCGACGACGAGGCCUCCGACCUGGGCCGGUGACGCCGCGGUCGACUCAGCCCCGCUUCUCGGCCCCCACGGCGCCGGCCGCGGCCUCCCCGGCCGGGCGAGCCUCCGCGGCGCGGCCAGGUUCCUCCGGCGGGCGAGCAGCCGGCGGCUGAUGCGGGAGCCGUCGGUGGUGGUACGGGAGACGGCGGUGGAGCAGCUGGAGGAGCGGCAGAGCGACUGGGCCUACUCUAGGCCUGUGGUGUUCCUCGACAUCCUGUGGAACCUCGCGUUCGUGAGCGUCGCCGCUGGGGUGUUGGUUCGAAGCCGGGACGAGAGACCGUCGAUGCCUCUGAGACUAUGGAUUGUGGGGUACGCGCUCCAGUGCGCGCUUCAUGUGAUCUGUGUGUGUAUCGAGUACCGGCGGAGGCACCGGCCUCGGGGGGAAGUGAUGGAUGUGCAAGAGGGCGGGAGUCUGAGCGCAAGGAGCUCGGGGUCGAUUUCGCCACGAGAGGUGGAAGAAUCUGCUGAUGCUGAGCAGGGUCACGGUGAAGCGAGGACAAGAAUUGCAAAACAUCUGGAGUCUGCAAACACAAUGUUUUCCUUUGUAUGGUGGAUUAUUGGAUUCUAUUGGAUAACUGCUGGAGGCCAACUUCUGAUCCGUGAUGCACCCCAACUUUACUGGCUUUGUAUAGUUUUUCUAGCAUUUGAUGUGUUCUUUGUCAUCUUCUGUGUUGGUCUGGCCUGUGUUGUUGGUGUUGCUGUCUGUUGCUGUCUGCCUUGCAUCAUUGCAGUCUUAUAUGCUGUGGCAGAUCAGCAGGAAGGAGCAUCUGAAGAGGACAUCCGCCAGCUUCCAAAAUACACAUUCCGUAAAAUCAGUGACUCUGAGAAAGUUGCGUGUGAGAUAUCAGGUUCCUUUGGUGGAAUAAUGACAGAGUGUGGUAGCGAUCCACCCAUCGAGCAUGUCCUUUCGGGGGAGGAUGCUGAAUGUUGCAUCUGCCUCUCAGAAUAUGAUGAUGGAGUCGAGCUGCGUCAACUUCCUUGUCGCCACCAUUUCCACUCUGCCUGCAUAGAUAAGUGGCUUUCCAUCAAUGCCACAUGUCCACUCUGCAAAUUCAAUAUUAUAAAGAGAGAAAACCAUGGGAGGGAGGAGGUAUAGAUAGAUGGUCGUUUAACAAGGUUCCAGGAUCUUCAGGUUGACUUGUUCUAUGUGCUCCUAUGAUAUCACUGGUAUCAGCGUAAUUGGGUUGUGAAGAUGUGGGUAUAGGUGCAUGUAUUGACAUAGUGAAGCGACACUUCAGUUUUCGAGUCCAUAGCCAGAUGUUUGUGAGUAAUGUUUUCUGACAUUGGUAAUAUACAGAAUGUAUUGGCGAACUUGCAGCACCAUAAUGAUUCGGCUUCUUCAAGAUGAUUGGGCUCUCUGUCGUAGAAGAAAGUUUGACAAAUUUUACAUGGUAAAAACACGUCUGUAGGAUUUCAAAUGUGUGAUUCUGAGCAAAUACAGGUCAUGCACCAUUUCAGUAAGCAGAUCCUGCUCUGGUAAUGUUUAGGAGCUCUUCUUCUCUUGGAAGAUUAAUUGAUGGAAACUGAGAUAAAAUCUGGGCAUGACAAAUCCUGUGCACCUGUCAAUUGAGAAGAAGAUGAUAGAUUGAGGCGUUGUAAAUAUAAUGGGCUCCAAGAUGAGAACAAAGCCUUGGAAAGCUGUAUUAGAAUUAUGAAACAAAUUACUAACGCUGCUAGCCGACGACAGGGUCAAUGUAGCAUUUGCAACCUGACAAUUAGCUACUCGUCCGGAUGUCACUGUUUAUGCUUGAAGGGGACAAAUACAAAGCCUUGGAAAGCUUGUAAUAUUCAAAUGAACUAGAGCAGCCUAUGUGAUAUUGAAGUCUGAUCAACGAGGAAGCUCAGAUGAGUUUCACAUUUCUGAGGUGAGUAGUGUUGCUUUAGCAUUAAAACAGCAAAGAAACUCUGUCAAAGAUUAAAGUCUGUAUUUAUCAAUUCUUUUUUUUUAAUUUUUUGUUCAA